GAUUUCUUCCCCGUCUCAGCUACGCUGGAGAGUAGGCAGAAGAAGCCGAUUCUGGAAGCCAUUACGUUGCGCAUAUCAGUUAAGUACUAUUUUUGCGUAUACUACGUACAACAAUUUCUCCAUAAAGAAGGAUUUCUGCAGUUAUGGUCUCCGUCGCGAAAAAAAGAAAAAUGAAUUUCUCGGAGAGAGAGGUUGAAAUUAUUGUGGAGGAAAUAGAGAAACAAAAGCACACAUUGGUUAACCACUUCAAUGCUGGAGUAACUCACAUGGCAAAGAACAACGCGUGGAUGGAGAUCCUCAAAAAGGUGAACGCUGUCACCACCUGUCCCAGGGAGUUGCCGGAGGUCAAGAAGAAAUGGUCGGACAUGAAGACGGAGGUCCGGAGGAAAGUGGCUCAGGCGCGGGCAGCCAUAGAGGGGACGUCCGCCGAUUGUACUCCAGUCCCCGUCCUGCUCACUGCCAUGCAGCAGAGGAUCUGUAACCUCCUGGGAGAAGCCACCAUCAUCAGUUUACCUGCGGGAGACUCGGAUGGCGAGAUCUCGUUGCCCGUCACCGUCAACGCCGCCGCCACCGUCACACUUGCGGAGACUAUUCCAGCAGGCUCUGCAACAAUUUGUGAUGAAGCAAAGUCCCUGAAUGCUGAAACAGCCUACCAAGCAUUAGAAGACAACGGCAUGGUAGAAUACUGCACAACGACCGUAGGCGAUUCGGCGCCUCCUGUGGUGGCAACUGUCGAAGCUCCAGUAGAAGUGUUGGAGACAUCUACAGCUUCCUCGCCGCUACCGCCUCAGAGUCAGGCGAAACCUCAGGAACUGAAGAGCCGCAUUGCCCUCAACUCGGCUCGACUACUGCAGGAGCAGCGGGUCACCAACGUCCACAUCCGACAAAUAGCCCAGCACCUGGAGGGUCAGAACCAGCUUCUCCAGAUGAUGCGCAUCUCCCAGGAGGCCCAGGUUUUUGCACAGGAGCGACAAGCUCAGGCCUUGGAAGGAACCCAAGCCGCACUGCUCGCUCUGGUGCAGAUGCUCAGGCCUGCUCUCAAAGAUUUGCGCAAAUUCAUGCAGAGCGGGACCGAAGUCACAAACUCGGGCAGCGCGGCAGCAGCGGUCACAAGUGACGCGGCUUCAAUCGAUGAGCAGAACAGGCCCACGACGUCACCACCUGCUGCACAAACUGAGGCCACGCAGUAGACUCUCCCUGUCUGAGGAAUUCCUGCACAGAGACUUCAACAAAGCCUUGAAAAACAUUUCAGAGUUGCCUUAGGAAGCAUGUACAAAAAUGGAGCUCUUUUCCAAAUUGGAAAACAGUCAGACGUUCACUUUGGUUUGGACUAUUAUAGUUUUUGAGAGUAAUUUUCGGUGGAAAACCGAAAUUAUGUUUUCAUCCAGAAUACUAAAGCCCGUCUUGUUUUUUAGAUGUUUGACCUCGACCAAUGAAACCAAAAAAAUAACUCAACCAGUGUUUUUCCUAAACAUUACAUACUCACUACGAUUAACGCAUGUCAUUAGGAAUACCAUUUAAUUUAGGAAUUACUGUGCUUAUUAGGGAUGGGCCGGAUAAUUAAUUAAUUGUUCAUUAAGAUUUAUGACUGUUGAACUGAGCGUCUAUUCAUCAUUGUUUGAUGCCAUUUAACCAAACUGGAUUGCACGUCUUCGGUGCGGCGUCUUCAGUAAUGCGGACGUUGUAUCGAUCCGUUGUGGUGAAGAAGGAGCUGAGCCGGAAGGCAAAGCUCUCAAUUUACCGGUCGAUCUACGUUCCCAUCCUGACCUAUGGUCAUGAGCUUUGGGUCAUGACCGAAAGGAUAAGAUCACGGGUACAAGCGUCCGAAAUGAGUUUCCUCCGCCGGGUGGCGGGGCUCUCCCUUAGAGAUAUGGUGAGAAGCUCUGUCAUCCGGGAGGAACUCAAAGUAAAGCCGCUGCUCCUCCACAUCGAGAGGAGCCAGAUGAGGUGGCUCGGGCAUCUGGUCAGGAUGCCACUCGAACGCCUCCCUAGGGAGGUGUUUAGGGCACGUCCAACCGGUAGGAGGCCACGGGGAAGACCCAGGACACGUUGGGAAGACUAUGUCUCCCGGCUGGCCUGGGAACGCCUCGGGAUCCCCCGGGAAGAGCUAGACGAAGUGGCUGGGGAGAGGGAAGUCUGGGCUUCCCUGCUUAGGCUGCUGCCCCCGCGACCCGACCUCGGAUAAGCGGAAGAUGCUGGAUGGAUGGAUUGCACUAUUUAGUAGGGGUGUAACGGUACACAAAAAUGUUCGGUUCGGUACGUACCUCGGUUUAGAGGUCACGGUUCGGUUCAUUUUCGGUACAAUAAGAAAACAACAAAAUAUCAAUCAAUCAAUCAAUGUUUAUUUAUAUAGCCCUAAAUCACAAGGGCUGCACAAACCACAACGACAUCCUCGGUAGAGCCCACAUAAGGGCAAGGAAAAACUCACCCCAGUGGGACAUCGACAAUGAUGACUACGAGAAGCCUUGGAGCGAACCGCAUAUACAUUUUUUGGUUAUUUAUUUACCACAUUUGUAAACAAUGGCUUUAUCCUUUUAACAUUGGGAACACUAUAUUAAUUCUGCCCACGUUAAUCAACAUUAAACUGCCUCAAAUUGUUGCUCAGAUUAAAUAAAAUGACAAAACUUUUCUUCUACAUAUAAAAAGUGCAACAUUAAACAGUUUCAAGUCAACUCAUCAUGCUUAAUUUAUCACAGCAUUUGGAAAGCCUGUAGUUGAUUUUUAUUAUAUAAAUGUUAUAUUUUUAUCAACAUGUUUAAAGCUUUUCUGUCUGUAAAAGAAACACACACACCGCAAAAUGAGCUAAGGUUAUGCUAAAAGCGAACUAGCCUUCACCUCAAGCCAGAACUGCGAGCGAACUGAGCUGCAGUUUAACUUUCUAGAAGUUCAACGGGCUCAUAGUGAUGUUAGUAGUAGUUGACUGGGAGGUGUUUAUUAUCAUUUGGGGAGAGUACGCUCCCUUAUCCUCACUCAACAAGAUUAUUAUAUUAUUUAUAUUUUCAAAUAUUUUGAAGAAACUAGAUUGUCAAAGAAGGCAUCAAAUCUAGGAAUGAACACAUGCAGGGUUAUUUUCCUUUUUUUUUUAAGUACAUAACCCCACAUGUGUUUAUUCAUAGUUUUGAUGCCUUCAGUGACAAUCUACAAAGUAAAUAGUCAUGAAAAUAAAGAAAACGCAUCGAAUGAGAAGAAGGCGUGUCCAAACUUUUGGCCUGUACUGUAUAUAAGAGAAAAAUUAUACUUUUUAAAACUGCCAGUGACAUAUGAAUGAUAUUUUAUUAAGAUAACAAUGUUAUCCUCUCUUGUUUUAGUAUUUUCAUUUCUGAUCAUAAUCAUGGAUUCCAGUUAGUAAAGCAGUGGAACUGGUUUAGGUUGACCCUGUUUAUGUCCACAAACCCUUUCAGCCAGCCAACUCUGCAAGUCCUGGUCCACUGUGUUUACUUUUUUUUUUAAAAAGGUCCACUUAAACCAAGGGUCUCAACUUUUUUCACUAGUAGAGCUCUCUAGAGGAGAAAAAUAGUUAGAUGAGCUAUUUGUGUUUUUAAGGUAUGAAUGUGAGUAACAACAUUUACAUUGUAAAGCAGAUCUCCAAUCAAACAGUGUGGUCAUUGUUUUAUAAUAUAAAGAAAUACAAUAAGAGGAGGUAUACUGCACCUUCCAAGAAGAAGAACGUGUGGUCGACCAGAUGGUUGAAAAACAUAACAAUCAAGGUACAGACCAGUACUCCUUCGCUUUGUUGAAGUUCCAUAGACAAGUGAAAUUGCCGGGUAACCAAUCAGGUGAUCCCAAUGUGCUAACUACUAUUAAACCAUACUUGCCAACCUUGA
Molecule: messenger RNA, 3824 nt
Organism: Nerophis ophidion (straightnose pipefish)
Lineage: Eukaryota; Metazoa; Chordata; Actinopteri; Syngnathiformes; Syngnathidae
Gene: naif1
Product: nuclear apoptosis inducing factor 1
Exons: 3
Coding region: 144-1190 (348 amino acids)
Cellular component (GO): nucleus
Source: RefSeq, a predicted model, not a curated record